UCUCCACCCCUCACCAGCCCCCACCACUACCAGAGAUAGAGAUUAUCCACGAAAGAUCCAGACAGUUCUCGGCCUCGGUCCUGGUGCCGGAGUUUUGCGGCUGGCCUCUUUUGGGCCACACCAGGCAGGCCGCGGAGAUCCUACGCUCAUCGUGGUGCACGCGCGGGUCAGGCUGGGGCCACGCCGCUCCGCAGCCGGACCUAACCACGGUUAAAAGGAGAAGCCCCGUGUCCCUUCCAGCUCCCCUCUCGCAAAUCCUGGGAGUCCCGAGUCACCCCGCGCUCCGCGGGCUGGGAGGCCCCGGCCCGGACUCGCGUCAGGCGCAGCCGAGGUCCCCCAGCGCCCCCUACAGCCGCUCGUGGGCGAGACCGCGCAGGGUCCUGUGCCUCCGCACCACGCCCGGGACCCCACCCAGAGGCCGGCGCCCCGGGACCGCGCGAGCACCCUUAGCUCCCGGCUGCAGAAGCGGGGCGUGGGCCCUGCGGGCUUGCUGCAUCCCAGAUCAACCUCGAUUGCUCCGCCCGCGGCGGUCCGACUUCCCCUCCCUUCCUCUGUGUGUCCCUCCCUCCCUCCUUUCCUCUCGCCCGCGGGCGCCGGACACGCUGCACUUCUCUUGGGGCGCUCUUCCCCUUGGCCGACCGUCUCAUCCCGCGCAACUUUGGGACAGUGGCUGUUUGGUGUUGAAUGUUCUCCUCCGAGAGCGCAUGGCUGGGGAAGCGAGGUGCGGGCCCGGUCCCCGAGGGGCCGCCGUCUGGGAGGCGGUGCUGCUGUGGCUGUGCCUGGGAGUCCCGACCGGGCGCCCCUACAACGUGGACACCGAGAGCGCGCUGCUCUACCAGGGCCCCCCCAACACCCUGUUCGGCUAUUCGGUGGUGCUGCACAGCCACGGGGCGAACCGAUGGCUCGUAGUGGGGGCGCCCACGGCCAAUUGGCUUGCCAACGCUUCAGUGGUCAAUCCCGGUGCGAUUUACAGAUGCAAGAUCGGAAAGAAUCCAGACCUGAAUUGCGAACAGCUCCAGCUGGGUAGCCCUAAUGGAGAACCUUGUGGAAAGACUUGUCUGGAAGAAAGAGACAAUCAGUGGCUGGGGGUCACGCUUUCCAGACAGCCAGGAGAAAAUGGAUCCCUCGUGACUUGUGGGCAUAGAUGGAAAAACAUAUUUUAUAUAAAGAAUGAAAAUAAGCUCCCUACGGGUGUUUGCUAUGGAAUGCCCUCUGAUUUACGGACAGAACUAAGUAAAAGAAUAGCUCCAUGCUAUCAAGAUUAUGUGAAAAAAUUUGGAGAAAAUUUUGCAUCAUGUCAAGCUGGAAUAUCUAGUUUUUACACAGAGGACUUAAUUGUGAUGGGAGCCCCAGGAUCCUCUUAUUGGACCGGCUCUCUUUUUGUCUACAAUAUAACUACAAAUAAAUACAAGGCUUUUUUAGACACAAAUAAUCAAGUUAAAUUUGGAAGUUACUUAGGAUACUCAGUAGGAGCUGGUCAUUUUCGGAGUCCGCACACGACUGAAGUAGUUGGAGGAGCCCCUCAACAUGAACAGAUUGGUAAAGCAUACAUAUUCAGCAUUGAUGCAAAAGAACUAAAUAUCUUACAUGAAGUGAAAGGAAAAAAGCUUGGCUCUUACUUUGGAGCUUCUGUGUGUGCUGUGGACCUCAACGCAGAUGGCUUCUCAGACCUACUGGUGGGAGCGCCCAUGCAGAGCGUCAUCAGGGAGGAAGGCAGAGUGUUCGUGUACCUCAACUCUGGCUCGGGAGCAGUAAUGAAUGAAAUGGAAACAGAGCUCAUUGGAAGCGACAAAUAUGCUGCAAGAUUUGGGGAAUCUAUAGUUAAUCUUGGUGACAUUGAUAAUGAUGGCUUUGAAGAUGUCGCUAUUGGAGCUCCGCAAGAAGAUGACUUGCGAGGUGCUAUUUAUAUUUACAACGGCCGAGCAGAUGGAAUCUCGCCAGUGUUCUCACAGAGAAUUGAAGGACUUCAAAUCAGCGAUUCAUUAAGUAUGUUUGGACAGUCUAUAUCUGGACAAAUUGAUGCAGAUAAUAAUGGAUAUGUAGAUGUGGCAGUUGGUGCUUUUCGGUCUGAUUCUGCUGUGUUGCUAAGGACAAGACCUGUAGUGAUUGUCAAAGCUUCCUUAAACCAUCCUGAAUCAGUAAAUAGAACAAAUUUUGACUGUGUUGAAAAUGGAUUGCCUUCUGUGUGCAUGGAUCUAACACUCUGUUUCUCAUACAAGGGCAAAGAGGUUCCAGGUUAUAUUGUUUUGUUUUAUAACAUGAGUCUGGAUGUGAACCGGAAGAUAGACUCUCCGUCAAGAUUCUACUUUUCUUCUAAUGGAACGUCUGAUGUGAUCACAGGCAGCAUAAAAGUGUCAAGCAGAGUAGCUAACUGCAGAACACAUCAAGCAUUUCUGCGGAAAGAUGUGCGGGACAUCCUCACCCCAGUUCGGAUUGAAGCUGCUUAUCACCUUGGGCAUCAUGUCAUCAGUAAACGAAAUGCAGAAGAGUUCCCACCACUUCAGCCAAUUCUCCAGCAGAAGAAAGAAAAAGACAUAAUUGAAAAAACAAUAAACUUUGCAAGAUUUUGUGCCCAUGAAAAUUGUUCAGCUGAUUUACAGGUUUCUGCGAGAUUUGGAUUUUUUAAGCCACAUGAAAAUAAGACCUAUCUUGCUGUUGGAAGUAUGAAGACAGUAAUGUUGAACGUGUCCUUGUUUAAUGCUGGAGAUGAUGCGUAUGAAACAGCUCUGCACAUCACACUCCCCACCGGCCUUUACUUCAUUAAGAUUUUAGAUCUGGAAGAAAAACAAAUAAGCUGUGAAGUAACAGACAGCUCUGGCUUAGUAAAACUUGACUGCACUGUUGGUUACAUAUAUGUUGAUCACCUAUCAAGGAUAGAUGUCAGCUUUCUGCUGGAUGUGAGCUCACUCAGCAGAGCAGAAGAGGAUCUCAGCAUCACAGUGCACGCCACCUGUGCAAAUGAAGGGGAAAGGGAGGACCUGAAGCAGAACAGAGUGACUUUAACAAUACCUCUCAAGUACGAAGUCAUGCUAACUGUUCAUGGAUUUGUCAACCCAACUUCAUUUGUGUAUGGACCAAAGGAAGAAAAUGAGCCUGAAACGUGCAUGGCAGAGAAAAUGAACUUCACUUUCCAUGUUAUCAACAUGGGUCACAGCAUGGCUCCAAAUGUUAGUGUGGAAAUAAUGGUACCGAAUUCUUUUACCCCCCACAUUGAUAAGCUGUUCAACAUUUUGGAUGUCCAGACUACUGCUGGAGAAUGCCAUUUUAAAAAUUAUCAAAGAAAGUGUGCAUUAGAGCAGGAGAAAGGUUCAAUGGAGUUCCUGAAAGACAUAUUCAAAUUCUUGUCCAAGACUGAUAAGAAGCUACUGUUCUGCAUAAAAACUGAUCCAUACUGUUUAAAUUUUUUCUGCCAUUUUGGGAAAAUGGAAAGUGGAAAAGAAGCCAGUGUUCACAUUCAGCUGGAAGGCCGGCCAUACCUUUCAGAAAUGGAUGAGACUUCGGCCCUCAAGUUUGAAAUAAGAGCAACAGCUUUUCCAGAGCCUAAUCCAAAAGUUAUUGAACUAAACAAAGAUGAGACUGUUGCACAUGUUCUGCUUGAAGGACUACAUCAUCAAAGACCCAAACGUCAUUUCACAAUAGCAAUUAUUUCAAGUAGCUUGUUCCUUGGACUUAUUUUGCUUUUAUUGAUUUCAUAUGUUAUGUGGAAGGCUGGCUUCUUUAAAAGACAGUACAAAUCUGUCCUCCAAGAAGAAAACAGAAGAGACAGCUGGAGCUACAUUAACAGCAAGAGCAACAAGGAUGAUUAAAGACUUCUUUCAAAUUGAGAGAAUAGACUCAGGUUAACCAAAGAAAUUCAAGACCGUGUUUAUAAGAAACCCGGAAUUCUGCUCAGAUUUCUCCUAUGUACUUCAUUUACUCAUGACCUUGUGACAUACUAGGUCUCGAUGCAAGUGAAAAAUCCCAAGCACUGAUUACUCUUCCAGAGGAAAAUAAUCUCUCAGUUCUCAAAUGGAUAGAAAAAAAAACACUAAAGCAUUCAAUUUAUUCAAGGUAAGUAAUCCCUUGAAGAUACCUUGAAAUGAAAGUGCAUCUGAAUUAAAUCAUGUUGAGGAAGUAAACAACUCAUUUGGAGAAGUCUUGGACUUGAAAUAUCAUUCCUUUAAAAGAAAUAAUUUGCCAGGCGUGCUUGCUUCAGUAAAAUAAACUCCACUGAAUAGGCAAUGAUUCAUUUCUAAUAGAUCUUUGGGACUCAUUGGAAAAAUCCCGCUAAAUACAUCUAAAGAAUGAAGAGCUGUUCCUCAAUUUUCUUAUGAAUAAAAGAAGACCACUAAUGUUUUAAAGCAUAUUUUAUCUUUAAAGACCUUUAUUUCUAAUACCUUUAUGAUGGGCUUUGAUCAACAACCAUUUAGUCGGCAGUCUAUGUAAGAGCACUUUGGGCCUGAGGAGCAAAUUCCAGACUGAAUUUAUACACUGGUUUGAGUUUAAUGACUUCUGGAUAAUUACUGUUUAUACGGCUAUGGAUUCUUUCUGUAUAUAUACAUAAGUUCUUAAAAGAAUAUAACACAUUUUUAUCAAGGGUACCCAGGAGUAAUGUCUCAAAUCCAUUUUUAGUGAAAUUUUUUUACUUAUAAAAACAAUAGUACUUAAGAAUUCUAACUUAUACUCUGAAACAGAUUGUGAAUGUUGCACUUUAGCUGAUAUUUCAAAUAUAAAUACACUGAUAAUAUGUAAAAUACGAAAACUGUACCUCAUUAAUGACUCUUAAAAAGCCAAACUCUACGAAGACCGUGCUUGGAGGCCAGUAUUCUAUAUAAAUUAGAUACUAUGUAAAAUAGUGACUGUCAAAUCAAGCAAAUGCCCCUACUUGUGUAGAUACUACUUUCUCCUCAGAUGUAUGUAUUACAUGUGUAUUUUAUCAGGUGUAUAAGAGCAUUGUCGUCUGCAUGGAAUUAGAGAAACAAAAUCUGGAAACUUAACUUUUAGCUUGUAUUCAGUGAAUAUAAAUGUGACAAAAAUUUCCAUGAUCUGUUUUAGUGGUAAGUGAAAUAGUUUUUAUAAAAAAAGCUUCUGGAUUUUAAAUAAUCUUUAGUAUCUUUUCACUUGCAAAUACAGUCCUUUUUCAUAUUUAUUCAGGCAUGUGACCUGGAUGCUGAUAGCUAUGAGUUGUCCUAUAUCUGUCUUUAUUGUUGGAAGCAAUUAAAUAGUAAAAGACUUCUGUCUAUCUGAAGCCCCUGCCAACAGCGGUCUUUCUCAGGCUGCCUAAAUUCCUGCAGGUUCUCUGUUCAUGAGCCCACAUUAGUAAUUGGUGGCCAGAGAACAAGGAGGACAGAGUUUCUGAAGGCAUUCGAUGGGUGAAACCCAAUCUGUGAGCAUGAACCCUCCUGAACACGGUAUAUCCCAGCAGUCAUUAAUUAAACUUAAAAAGGUAUUAUAUAAGCAAAUGAUCUGCUUUUUUCAUUAUAUAAAAAGCAAAGUAAUCCUUUCAGGAGAUUUUCUGGAAUCAUUGGUGGAGAAUGAUCCCUGAGGAAAUUUAAAUUGGGCUCUUUUCUAUCCAGAGAUGAUAGCAUGUGGGGUAUUGAGUGCACUAAACCAGUGUGCUAGGAUUGCUGGAUAACAUGACUUUCAGAAGCAAAGAGAAAACAGCUCCUCACUAGUUAGCUACUUCUUAUACUUCAAAAUUUGUUAUGGAUUUGAAAAGACUUAUAAAGAAAAUCAACAAUUUUCAGCUUUCAGGGAAUAGUCACAAAGUUGGUUCCCUAACAACUUAAAAUAGCUUAUCUCUUUGGCAAAUAAUGUAGGUAUUGGAGCCAUUUUGAAAUCUGGAUUACGAUCUCACCAGGGCAUCCUUAGGUAACCUCUGGCAUCCAUCUGUACCAGGCUGUAGGAAAUUUUAUAUCCAUAGAGGAUGGACUCAAAUCCUGAAAGGUGAAAGCAUCCAAAUUAUUUCACUUGGGAAUUACUGGCAGAUCAUCAAGAUGUUUUGAGUAUAUGAAUGUUUGCUUUCGGUUCCAAUAAAUACUUUCUGAAACCAGAAUUUAAUUCAUUAUAUUUCAUGGCUUAAGCUCUAGAAGCUAAUUUUUAGCAACAAAAGUAGCAAUUUUCAUUUCUUUAAAAAAAUAAUUUUUCCCCUAUAUCUUUAAUGCAUGACCAUAUUCCUUCAUAUUAAAAUUCUAGUUUGUACAUUUCUUUUAUAAACAAUUACAUGUUACUUUGGAAUCAUUCAUUUCUUCCAUGCUUCCUCCAUAAAGACUGAUAAGUCUUGGGUGUAAUCUGUAAGAAAUAGAUGUAUAAUUAUUUCAUCAACCUCUCGUUAUUUUUCACACAUAUACCUAUUGAGUCUGGUACAUUAUACCAAAUACCAAUAUAACAAUAGCUAGAAAACCUCCAUUCGUGGCAGAGCUGCAAUCUUGUAAAUGUGGAGGGAGCGCUGAUAAAUGGACACUGGUCAUUACUGUAACAUCCAGACAUUGUGCCUACAGGGUGCUGCUCCUGCCCCGGUCUUCCACCCCUUGAGUCCUAAUGCUUUCCAGCAAUGAGUUUGCAUGGUCCUAAACUUGUUUCAUGCUAGUUGUCCUGUUACAGAGUAUAUAAAACUGUUCCUGUGUUGAGAAGGUUGAAUGCUGUGGAAAGAGUUGAGAGCAGCACGCCGCUGAAUACAAAGUGAUCAAGACUGGAGCUUUCAAUGUGUACCCAUCCGCUCCGCAGAGGGCUUUCACAAGGUUAAGCUCUCGAUCCACUUUUAAGAUUAUAAAACAUAUAUUGCUAAAAUUACAAAACAAAUUGUAGACAUUAUCUGUACAGUUUAGGGAGAAUGGUCAUUUGAAAUGCCAAUAUAGAGACUCAGAAAAUUUGGUGAUGAGUCUAUAUGAAAAUGCUUGGGCUAUAUGUAACAACUGGUGAAUAAAUGUAAAGUUAUACUUUAUUUAUUAAAAUUGUACAUCUAUCUUUUUAUGCUUCCCUGACUUACUCAUUAAAAG
Molecule: messenger RNA, 6977 nt
Organism: Lutra lutra (Eurasian river otter)
Lineage: Eukaryota; Metazoa; Chordata; Mammalia; Carnivora; Mustelidae
Gene: ITGA4
Product: integrin subunit alpha 4
Exons: 28
Coding region: 705-3806 (1033 amino acids)
Biological process (GO): cell-cell adhesion; cell adhesion mediated by integrin; integrin-mediated signaling pathway
Cellular component (GO): external side of plasma membrane; integrin complex
Molecular function (GO): integrin binding
Source: RefSeq, a predicted model, not a curated record